UCCGUCAGCGCUUCGGCGGCGCUGCUGAAGCUGGUCGUGCUUGUUGUUGUCCUCGGUGACGCGGCGGAGGUGUAGCCUGACGCGGCCUCUUACGUGUCGGCCUGAAUAAAAAGUGGAGCUCCGAGGGCUCGGGAGUGACGGAAGGAGUCUGUAAUUGCUAACUCGAUGACCAUGGAGUCGGGAGCCGAGGCCCAGCAGGGUGCAGACACAGCUGUGGCGGAAACCGAGAGCCAGCAGAUCACUCAGGCCCAGAUCGCCACUCUCACCCAGGUGACCGUUGGUGCAGGUCAUGCCACCUCUACCGGGCCCACAGUCACGCUUGUGCAGCUGCCCAAUGGCCAGACGGUCCAGGUUCACGGAGUGAUCCAGGCGGCCCAGCCCUCUGUCAUCCAGUCACCGCAGGUUCAGACGGUGCAGAUCUCUACAGUAGCGGAGAGUGAGGACUCGCAGGAGUCGGUGGACAGUGUGACCGACUCUCAGAAACGCAGAGAGAUCCUCUCCAGGCGCCCUUCUUACAGGAAGAUUCUGAACGACUUGUCAUCGGAUGCUCCAGGAGUGCCGCGAAUCGAAGAGGAAAAAUCUGAGGAAGACGCCGCACCUGCCAUCACUACGGUUACUGUGCCGACACCAAUUUACCAGACAAGCAGUGGCCAGUACAUCGCCAUCACGCAGGGUGGAGCCAUCCAGCUGGCCAAUAAUGGCACAGAUGGCAUUCAGGGCUUGCAGACUCUCACCAUGACCAACACGGCAGCCACCCAGCCAGGCACCACCAUCCUGCAGUAUGCCCAGACCAGCGACGGUCAGCAGAUCCUGGUGCCCAGCAAUCAGGUGGUGGUGCAAGCUGCUUCAGGGGACGUUCAGGCGUACCAGAUCCGCACAGCACCAGCAAGCACCAUCACCCCAGGAGUGGUCAUGGCCUCGUCACCUGCCCUGCCCAGUCAAGGGGGCGCAGAGGAGGCCACACGCAAAAGGGAAGUGCGGCUCAUGAAGAACAGGGAGGCUGCGCGCGAGUGCCGUCGGAAGAAGAAGGAAUACGUCAAGUGUCUGGAGAACCGCGUGGCCGUUUUGGAGAACCAGAACAAAACACUCAUCGAGGAACUGAAAGCUCUAAAAGACCUGUACUGCCAUAAAUCUGAGUAACGUCCUCGCCCACGUCUGUCCUCCGUCUCGGUGGGCUCGAGUGUACCUGUACGGAGACUGUGUGUGAGCCCACCCCCGGACCGGAACGCAUGUUUUCUAAAUGUACUUUUUUUUUAAACACUUCAGACUGCCUGAACGAACACGAGAAACAUGCAGGGACUUGCACCCCCAUGGCCAAAAUCUCAUCAGCACCAAUGGAUUCACGUCAUUACCGAGAAAUUGGCGGACGGCAUCGUAGGACAUACGAUGGAUGACUCUUCAGCUCCAGCCCCCUUUUUAACUCGACAGGUUUGCUGGGGAAAAACACAUACUGGUUAUUAUUGUUAUGAAGUUGGUUUAGAAACGACUGAGAAGAGAAAAUCAAAUAUAUAUUUUAAGAGCAGCUCGGUUCUGCUGUUCAACUCUAUCAAAUUGUCUCUGCAAGUCAAAGAGUCAGCCAGAAUCGCAGUAUCUUUAAAUGGAUGUAGAGAAAAACGUGGGUCCCACUUUAUAUGAAGUGCCUCUAAUAACUGUGUAGUUACAUGUGAACAACAAUGUAACUACUAAUGAUUUAGUCGCUGUUACAGAUGGAUGGCAGUCACAUUUUACGUAAUUACACACGUGUAUCAACUUCAGUUUUGCCUUAUGUAAUUACACAAGUGUAUCUUAAUAGUUGUAACAGCUGUUCUCUCUCGUGUAAUUACACAAGAGUAAUAACACAGACGUAAGUACGUUUGUAAUCAGACGGGAACAGCAGUUUUUUUUUUUGAAGUUUUCUUUUUUACAGCAGUAAAAGGAGUAAUAACGUACAUUAAGAUGUUACACUGGAUCUGCCAGCUUUCCUAACAUUUAGCCAGCAUUUGUGUUGCCAGUGCUGUGACACUAACCAGUUUCAGCUUUAAAAAAACUUUUAUUUGCCCUCAGUUUGAUUGUUGCAAACAAAAAUGCCACAGGCGACAAAAGCUCAACUAAUCACGUUUGUCUCUGGUGUUGUCAUGGCAAUAUCCAAGCUGACUGAUUGGCGUUCCGACAGCUAAACCUUUUACUUUUAAUUGCUGAACUGUGCUGGCCCCCACUUCCCCACCCCUGCAACGAAGGCCUUUAUACAACGAGCGGGAUUUUUUCCGCAAUUUGUCCAUGAAUUAAUUAUGAUAUCUAGCACACCCUCAGUUUGAUUGUUGCAAACUGUCACAGGCGACAUAAGCUCACUCAACUAAUCACGUUUGUCUCUGGUGUUGUCAUGGCAAUAUCCAAGCUGACUGAUUGGCGUUCCGACGGCAAAACUUUUUACUUUGACAAACGUCAGUUUUGUCGCAGGCGGAGCUGCAUCUCCAAAAACGGCAACGAGUUGCAUACGAAUGUUUACGCGCUGCUGAUUCAGUGACGUUUCGUUGAUUUUCUAAGCGAAAAUAAGUGAACACAUCCUCUUCAGAGAACUUCAGCACAUUUUAAUGCACCGUCACUGAGUGUGUUUACGUGGACUUAACAGUCCGAUAACUGCAAAAAAUCAGAUUUUGUCAGUAAUCCGAUCGAGUUUAUAUAAACUUAAGUAUAUAAGUAUCUACACGAGUCAGUCAGUAAUCAGUUUUCUACUUUGCAAUCAGCCAAAUAACUUGUGGCGUAAAUGUGCCGUAAAACAAAAACUUUAAGCUUUUAAAAAAAAUAAAAAUAAAAAUCGCUCCACUUUACCUGAAAAUGUGAACAUGCAUUCUGUAUGUGUUUGUGAUGGUACAGCAGAUGACCCCUUAUCUUCAAACGUGACUUUUAAGACAUUAAUUAAAUGUGUUGCAUUAUCAACCAAGGCAACAUCGAUAUUACCAAUAUCUAUUAUUACACAGUAACUACAUACCUAUUACACAGGACCUGUCCACUUAACACUACACUAGACCGUUUGUGUAUAGAAGAUACACUUGUGUAAUUACAUGAAGCAAAACUGAAGUUGAUACAAGUUUCAUUACAUAGGCUGUACGUCUUUAAUCCACCUGUAACCUUUCCUAAAUCAUCAGUAGUUAGUGUUUUUAAUUUGUUAUUCACAUGUAACUACACGGUUAUUAGAGAGACUUAAUAUAAAGUGGGACCAAAAAAUGUUUUUUUUGCCUGAAGUGUCAGAUUUUGACCUAUAUUUGUCUGACUGUUACUAACAUUUGGUGUCAAAUGUUUGCAUUUUUUUUAAACUCACGUUUAUACCAUGAAAAAUAUUGUUCAAUUUACUUUCGAUGCCUUAUAAAAGAUAUAAAUGUAUGAAAGUAGAUGUAGAGAAUAUAAGGCAUUUAUAAAUUAAUUAUCUAUAGGAAAUUAUUCUAGCCAUGUACAUUUUUGCAUUUGACUAAUGACUGCAUUUUGUUCAUGGGACAAAACGUUGGUUUCCAGCCAGCAGUGGUCAUCUGGAUCUGUAGUCAUUGAUCUGGCAUGACCCCUUGUUUUGCAAAUGGACGUUCCAGUGUGAGUUACUUCGCUUUCCUUGCACACUUCAGAACAGCAGGACAUAUUUUCUUUUUGUAGAAUAUGGCUCUGCAUACUGGUUGGCUAAGUGGAGGUGCUAUACAGGAGGUGGGAUUGUUCCGUUAAGGCAGAGAUGGGGAACUCCAGCCCUGGAGGGACGGAUUCCUGCACAGUUUGGUGACUUUCCAGCUCAAGCACACCUGAUUCAGCAGGUAAUUACCAGGUAUGGUUGGUGUGCUAGAGCAGCGAAAUUGCUGAACUGUGCUGGCCCCCACUUCCCCACCCCUGCAACGAAGGCCUUUAUACAACGAGCGGGAUUUUUUCUGCAAUUUGUCCAUGAAUUAAUUAUGAUAUCUAGCACACCCUCAGUUUGAUUGUUGCAAACUGUCACAGGCGACAUAAGCUCACUCAACUAAUCACGUUUGUCUCUGGUGUUGUCAUGGCAAUAUCCAAGCUGACUGAUUGGCGUUCCGACAGCAAAACUUUUUACUUUGACAAACGUCAGUUUUGUCGCAGGCGGAGCUGCAUCUCCAAAAACGGCAACGAGUUGCAUACGAAUGUUUACGCGCUGCUGAUUCAGUGACGUUUCGUUGAUUUUCUAAGCGAAAAUAAGUGAACACAUCCUCUUCAGAGAACUUCAGCACAUUUUAAUGCACCGUCACUGUGUUUACGUGGACUUAACAGUCCGAUAACUGCAAAAAAUCAGAUUUUGUCAGUAAUCCGAUCGAGUUUAUAUAAACUUAAGUAUAUAAGUAUCUACACGAGUCAGACAGUAAUCAGUUUUCUACUUUGCAAUCAGCCAAAUAACUUGUGGCGUAAAUGUGCCGUAAAACAAAAACUUUAAGCUUUUAAAAAAAAUUAAAAUAAAAGUCGCUCCACUUUACCAGAAAAUGUGAACAUGCAUCAUACAGAAGAUGAAGAAUAUUUAAAUCUUUAAAUAUUAAAAUAUAUUUGGUUUCAGUGUCGCUCCAAAAUGUUUUGCUGCAUCUCACGGCGACGCUGCUCACUUAUUUACGGUACCAUGGUCUGUUUCGCCCAUGCACAGACUGAGAAAUCUGAAAGAAAUCAGAGUAAGAGUUCACAGCGCUGAGAAAUCUGAAAGAAAUCAGAGUAAGAGUUCACAGCGCUGAGAAAUCUGAAAGAAAUCAGAGUAAGAGU
Pygocentrus nattereri (red-bellied piranha) is the source of this 4719-nucleotide messenger RNA. It is a transcript of the gene creb1b, whose product is annotated as cAMP responsive element binding protein 1b. Gene Ontology annotation, molecular function: DNA-binding transcription factor activity, RNA polymerase II-specific; protein binding; cAMP response element binding. The record is from RefSeq and is a predicted model, not a curated record. NCBI's taxonomy places the organism in Eukaryota, Metazoa, Chordata, Actinopteri, Characiformes, Serrasalmidae. Gene Ontology annotation, biological process: regulation of transcription by RNA polymerase II. Gene Ontology annotation, cellular component: nucleus; ATF4-CREB1 transcription factor complex. The coding region runs from base 166 to 1140 and encodes 324 amino acids. The transcript has 8 exons.